AUGAAUAUUGAAUAAAUUUUGGAGAAACAAGAAAAUGCAAUCAUCGAGAGUGGGUCUCUCUUGCUUCCCGCCUUUUCCUUCUGGUAACAAACUAACCAUGAUUUGGAGCACUACUUCUAUCUCACUAGGAGUCUCACGUCUCUCUGUCACAGUCCAUUCAAAAAAGACAUGACCAUAAUUACACAAUUAUGCGAACGGACUUGUGAUAAGGACAAACAACCAACCCACAUGUAUGAUUUUGUCGAUGUGGAAACUAUGCAUAAACAACUCGAAUUCGAAUCAGUUUGCUCCUACAAAUAUUUCAGAAAUCAUCCAACCACAUUUAGAGUUGGAACACAUUAAGAUAUAUUUGAUAAUCUGUUCUUCCAAAAAUUCAACAAUGCCACCCUCAUCUUUGAAGACGGACAUGAUUUACCGCUCAAAUUAGAGAAGGCAAUGAGUGCAUCGUUUAGUUCUCAUACCAUAUCAUAAAUGAUCAAAGCACUCUUUAGUCCUUAAAAACCCACUCCAAAAUGGGAUUAACAAAUGAGUAGCAAACUAAAAUUACUCACUAAAUAAUUUCAGCCCAACAAUAACUUUCAAGUUUGUACUCUCACUCAAUAAUAAUAUGACAUUUUAAUGCCAAUCAUAGCAUUUGGAAAUAGAAUAGUCCAAUACACAUAAACUCUCAACAACCAAAAGGAUGAAUUUAUUAUAGAAUCCAAUAAGAUUGCCUCCAUAGUCACGCAAUGCACCUAAAAAAUCCCAGAUUCAGAAUUCUUUUCUUAGUUACAACAAUACUUUGUUAAAUCCAGUGGUACCUUUAAAUAAUCUAAAUAUCCUUCCAUUGAUUCUUCAAAUUAUGAGUAAUACCUGGAUGACAUUUUCAAAAUACCAUAAAGGCAUUUAUUCCAACAAUGGUACAUUUUCAUUAAAUAAACAUUUGAAUUACAAGACUCAAAUGAACAAGAAUUAAUAAGUCAACAAUAAUAGUUCAACAUACUUGUUUCAACCAAUGACAAAGUAUCAGUGGAUAAAUCUAUCUAAGCUACAGAACAACAGAAUUAUAGAGAUUAUAAAUUAGUGCUCUUCACAGAUGCUAUUUAAAACUCCUACAACUUGAAUCUCUUAUGCUUGAGUCCUCUUUGUGGUAUGAACAAGUUGUUAAGUAAUGGAGUUUAGAAUAUUGUUAUCAUCACUUAACACUCGUAUCCUGCCAAACUGUUUAAGACUGAAUUUAAUAUCAAUUUUUAAUUUUACCCUCAAAUCCCAGUCCAGGAAUUGAAAAUCAAUCAAACUCUCAUCAGUAAAGUCCAAAAUUACAACAUUGACUAUUUAAAUAAAACUGAGUAGAAUUUCGAUGCUAUGAUACUUGAGAUCGGUAAAUAAUUUUAAUAAGUCAAUUAUCAAAUAAAUGACCAUGGAUUCAUUACUCUUUUUUCUUCCAAAUCCUUUAUGCAAAAAUGCUAGGAUAUUUGGAGUCAACAUUCCAUACUCUCAUCCCUUGGAGUAAAUAAAGAAUUCCAAUGGAUCAAAUACUAAAAUAAGAAGAGCAUCUACGAGAUCAUUCGUCUUUUUCUAACCAAAUGCAGAUCCAAUGCAAUAGUUGGCGAUACAAUGCCUUCCAUCUAUACAGUGUUUAAUGAUCUAUUUUUGGAUCAAUUGUAGGAGGCUAUCUAAAAAUAAUUAGAUUAUCAACUCAAGCAUCCUUAAACCCUGAAAAAUUAAACUCAAAUAACAGUGUUUUUAUUGGGAGUACCCUGGGCGAGUUAAUUUAUGUACUAUUAGGAGAAUGGACAUGAAUAAUUGCCGUAAGUGCAAUUAAACUUGAAGUUAGAAUGGUUAAAGAGCUUAAAAAAUAAUUAUGAUAGGAAAUAUUUUAGUAUGGUAAAUGCAAUCAGAAAUAUCUCAAGAUUAUAACAUAUUCUUGAUCCCUUGUGUCCCUGUAAUUUGAUCGUCUUAGAUGAAAAGUUCCAAUAGAAAUUAUUGUGGAAGGAUCAGAACUUUCCCAACGUUUUAAGUUUCCCCGAUGUUAUCAACGAAUUAAAGAAAUAAGUUUCAGCUUUAGUAAGAUCAGAGAACUUAAAUGAGAAUAGAAAAGACACGUAAAAAAUAGAGAACAAAAAAUGUCAAACUUUCAAGCUUCACUUCAAAUAGCCAGUCCAAAUCCAAACGUCAAAGAGGAAAAUAAUGUUAAAUAAAACCUUGUUGGGAGACUUAUACAACCCGUAGAAGAAAUCUCUUCCAGUCGAAUAAUAGUGUGAAAAGAUAACUAUUGAGUAAUUGAUUGGGCAGACGGAAUCCAAGGAUGUGAAUAAAAGUGAUAAUCAAGUUGAAGUGGAGGAAUUGAAAUGUGUCAUCUGUUGGUCAAAUACUCCAGAUAAAACUAUGUGUAAAUCUGAGAAAUGUGGUCAUGUGGCAUGCCAGGACUGUUGGAAAUAAUGGUUAUAAACAAAAUUGGAGUGUCCCUUAUGUAGAGCCAGAGUCAGAGAAAAGUUUCUAAUAGUAAUUUGA
Paramecium tetraurelia is the source of this 2493-nucleotide messenger RNA. RefSeq lists its product as uncharacterized. Gene Ontology annotation, cellular component: nucleus. The transcript is spliced from 6 exons. The record is from RefSeq and is a predicted model, not a curated record. Lineage: Eukaryota; Ciliophora; Oligohymenophorea; Peniculida; Parameciidae. Gene Ontology annotation, biological process: telomeric loop disassembly; regulation of double-strand break repair via homologous recombination; negative regulation of DNA recombination. Gene Ontology annotation, molecular function: ATP binding; DNA helicase activity; DNA polymerase binding.